AUGGCCGACGAGGGUCAUUACAGCUUCUUUGAGGAGGCUUUUUUUAACCGCCACGAACCUUACGAACUUCUUUAUGGCGACAACGACAACGAUGCCGACUUCGCAGACCGUUUUGGUUAUGAGGGCGAGUGGGGCAUGGAUGAGAACGACUUCGCCUCCAUUCAGCGCAACUCAAGUUUGGAACCCAUUGACGAGCCCUUCCUUCUUCAAGAAGGAGGCCUAGGCGCUGCAGAAAAGUCCUCUGUUUCACCCCUGAAGAACUUCAGUAGUACUUUCCACAACGCCCUCACUCCUAACUUGGAGGAUGCGGCAAUCAUUCUCAAUUCCCCCAACGCCGCUCCCGAACCCGUUGCUUUUUCCAAGGACAAGAACCUUAUCACCAAGGACGAUGCCGUUUCCUUCGGAGACGACUCUAGCAUAGAGUUGGACAAUCUCCAACAUGUCCAGUUCUCAAACGUCGACAACCAGUAUAGAGUAGACACUACUGCCCACACGUCGGAAAGCGUCUUGGACAACUCUAUCACCAGUAACAGCCACACCACUCCUGGCCUUGAUCACGAAAUUAAACGCAGUGAAACCGCUCAUGCCUCAUUCGAUCCUCGCGGGGCCGUGAACUCUCAGUGCACCAUGUCGGAUCCUGAGCAUGACAGCUUGAUGGUUGAACAGAACGACCACAGCAUCAAUGUGGAUGAUCACAAUGCCUCUUCUCUGGAAGGCGCCACGUGCAACAAACAUAACAUCGCAAAUGCCUACAUCGAUCAAUCAACCAAGACAAACACCGACACUCACACCAAGGCUGUGAGCUCUGGCGUCCAUAACGCUGUUCGGAGAAAUCAGCAUCAACCGCAGGGGGAGACUGUUACACCUUCCUACGUUGAAGCGGUGUGCCACAAGUUUGCUGCACUUGACGUGAAGGACGGCUUGGACAGGCCCGUUGUUAACGCUAGCAAUGCAACACCUGUCCCUGCCUGCUUUCUGGUGCCCAUUGUGUCGUCAGACCAAUGCGGCGUGACUACUACCACCGAUGGCGUCCAGUGUGCCGAUAAGGGCAGGGCGCAGAGGGAAAGACGUGCUCGGCUAGCCGCCGAGGCGGAGGCGGCGAGGGCCUUGGAGGAGUCGCAAGCUCAGGAUGGUAUUGAACAGACCCAGCCGGGUGUUGGACAGGCUCAACAGGGUCAUUAUCAAGCUCAGCAAGCUGGCAAUCAUACCUCACCCCAGCAGGACAAUCUUCCAGCCCAGCAGGAUGUUCCUCAGGAUCAGCAGGCUAAUCCCCAAUCUCAACUGGGUACCUCUAAUGGGCAGGCCGGAGUCGAACCAGUCCACUCCAUGCCAUCAUCCUCCAGAAGCGCUAGGGGAUCCUCCAUUUUGACCGGCAAAGGUGUUACUUCGGGAAGGGUCCAAAAGGCCCACCGCAAGGGAAAGAAGUAG
Messenger RNA from Neurospora tetraspora, 1428 nucleotides. RefSeq lists its product as uncharacterized. The record is from RefSeq and is a predicted model, not a curated record. The transcript has 3 exons. Lineage: Eukaryota; Fungi; Ascomycota; Sordariomycetes; Sordariales; Sordariaceae. The coding region runs from base 1 to 1428 and encodes 475 amino acids.